Messenger RNA from Fusarium venenatum, 486 nucleotides. RefSeq lists its product as uncharacterized. The record is from RefSeq and is a predicted model, not a curated record. NCBI's taxonomy places the organism in Eukaryota, Fungi, Ascomycota, Sordariomycetes, Hypocreales, Nectriaceae.
AUGCCUCUCUUCGGUCGUCGUGAACCCUCCCCAGAGCCCAUCAGGGAAGAACCCCCUCGCAAACACGGUCUCUUCUCCAGCUCCAAGCACACCGAACCAACACCCACCCGAGCCAGCACAUCAUCUCGUCACAACCGCCACUCCCGCGGUUCCGCCUCAUCCUACGACCGUCACUCUUCUUCUUCAUCUCGCUCACCCAGCCGUCGCAGCUCCGGCGGUGGUUUCUUGUCCAAGUUUGGCGGAAACCGCAAUGAGCAUGAUCCCGCUGUUCUCGAAGCCAGAGAGCGUGUAAGAAGCGCCGAGAUGGCUGAGCGUGAGGCCGAUCGUGCUCUUGAAGAGGCUAGACUUAGUGUGCGUGAUGCGAGGGAGCAUGUUAAGAGGCUUGAGGUUGAGGCCAAGGAGGAUUCGAGACGGGCUAAGAUGAAGCAGACUCAGGCCAAGGAGAUGUCUAAGAUGGGACGAAGCCUUGGACGCCAUGGAUACUAA